UUUUUGUUGAUUGAGCAUUGUGCCUCGAUGCUUGUCAGGGGGAGGGUUCUCUUGCGCACUCAGGUUCCAGGGAUGAAGGUGAAAAGAUCCAUCUUGCCAAGCCGGAGCAAUGCACGGCAAUGCAGUUUGCCAGGGCUCCAGGGGUGUUUCGCGCUUGCCACCGCCAAAUAUGCUACGCAAUCAUGAUGCCGUGUUCUGAAGUAUCGUUUUUGGCUCCUGUCCAGCGGCCAGCGAGAGAGAGAGAGAGAGAGAGAGAGAGAAGCAGAGAGAGGGCCUGCCAUGGGCCGACCGCGGCAAAGUGGGAGGAGCCGGGGCGUCAAGGCCAAGGCCAAGCCCCAGGCCGCUCGAGCUCAGAGCUCCCAGCCACAGCCGCGCAAGGCCAGAAGAGGGAAGAGAAAGGCAGAGGCACCAGUCUCAGAAGUGUGGGACGAUGAGGAUGAUGCAGAAAUGUGGGAAGAGCCGGAUGUAGUCUCGGAAGAGGAGUUGGAAGAAGACUCCAGCGAGGCUGAGGUUUGCGGCCCGUCACUUGCAGGUGGCAACAGCGAGGCAGACCGGGUGUACCGGGAGCUGCUGCGGCAAGGUGCCACGCCGGCCAUCGUGGGCAAGCGACGGAAGGCCAGCCCAAAUGAGGAGGAGGUGGAGAUGGAGCUGUUCACGCCCGGGGCGGCCAAGAAAGCACGGCUCAUCCCGGAGGAGCAGGGCUUCAGGCGAUCCAGGUCACAUGGCAUGCCUGGCAUGCCUGGCAUGCCUAGUGGCCUCUUCAGUUCCUUUUUCGGCUUCUGAGUCAGCUUUGUCCACUGAGCGUUUUCCUCUAUGCGCCAGAGAGCCCGGGAGAAGAUUUGCCAUCAAGAGCCUGGACCAGGCAUCAGAUGCACAUUCGCUACACUGUGCCUCACUGUGCGACUGUGCAGAAAUGUUCACACCACGGCAGGUCAGCAU
Effrenium voratum is the source of this 939-nucleotide messenger RNA. The record is from the annotation of a GenBank genome assembly. NCBI's taxonomy places the organism in Eukaryota, Dinophyceae, Suessiales, Symbiodiniaceae.